Rangifer tarandus platyrhynchus (Svalbard reindeer) is the source of this 540-nucleotide messenger RNA. The record is from the annotation of a GenBank genome assembly. NCBI's taxonomy places the organism in Eukaryota, Metazoa, Chordata, Mammalia, Artiodactyla, Cervidae.
AUGGCUUCCGUGCUGGCCCCCGCUGCACAGGCGACGGCUCCUACCUCGCUGACACAAUCUGUUCACCGGCCGCCUGCCUCACAGCGCCCUCCUUCUCAGAGGAGACCUGCAGCUACCGGGCCGCGACCUGGGCGACCCCGGGCCUCUGCUCCCCUGCCCUCUGCCUGCACACACCGCUCUGGCAGUCUCAUCCAUCUUCACGUCACCAGAUGCACGUCUAUACCUGUCAGACUCAUCCUCCUAACUCCAGACUCGGAUGCCCAGGCCCCUGUCCUGGCCCCUCCGCUGUCCAGCAGACGCACGUCCAAAGCCAACUCCCCUCCGCCCACCGCUGCCCGCACCUCAGCCAACAGCAGUACCGCUUGCCGGCUGCUCAGAGGGAAAAACGAGGCCAGCGUCGAGCCUUCCCUCUCCUUCCUUCCCUGCCCAUCCAACCCGUCAGGAAACCCUACCUGCCCCGCCUUCAAACGUGCCACCCAACCGUUUCCCAACCACGGCCACGUCACCAGUGACCGCCUCUUUCCUGAAUGCCUACAGUAG